AUGGCCGCCCCCGCGAGCAAGACCACCAAGGACCUCAAUGGCAACUGGACCAUGAACAAGACGCUCUCCGACUCCUCGGACCCGGUGCUCUCGCUGCAGGGCGUUGGGUUCCUCACCCGCAAGGCCAUUGGCCUGGCCACCGUCACCCUCGAGAUCAAGCAGUACGAGGGCCCGCCAAAGCCUCCCAACACGGCCACCGACGUCGUCACGCACAUCGACAUCAUCCAGUCUGCAUCCAAGCUGUCGAGCACGGAGGAGAAGCGCUGCUUCGACAACUUCCCCCGCACCCACACCGACUGGCUGUUUGGCACCGUCGAGGGCCGCAGCCGCUGGGUCUCGCUGGACGAGGUCACUGACGAGUUCCUGAAGAAGGACUGGUUGGUUGAGGGCGAGGGCCAGAGCUUCAUCACCAACGUUGCUGAGAACAAGGAGAAGGGGUGGGUUGCCGAGCAGGUCUGGGGCUUUCAGAUUGUCGAUGGCGAGCGUAGAUACUGCAGACAUGUUGUUGUGACCAAGGGCUCCGAGCGGGCUCAGAUCCGCCUCGUCUACGACUAUGACGAGCAGUAA
Trichoderma virens Gv29-8 is the source of this 567-nucleotide messenger RNA. RefSeq lists its product as uncharacterized. The record is from RefSeq and is a predicted model, not a curated record. Bases 1 to 567 code for a protein of 188 amino acids. The transcript has 2 exons. NCBI's taxonomy places the organism in Eukaryota, Fungi, Ascomycota, Sordariomycetes, Hypocreales, Hypocreaceae.